Messenger RNA from Penicillium daleae, 711 nucleotides. RefSeq lists its product as uncharacterized. Lineage: Eukaryota; Fungi; Ascomycota; Eurotiomycetes; Eurotiales; Aspergillaceae. Bases 1 to 711 code for a protein of 236 amino acids. The record is from RefSeq and is a predicted model, not a curated record. The transcript has a single exon.
AUGGCUCCAAAUCUCGCGAGCUUCAAUGAUUGGUUGAGCAUGGCAAAGAUGGUACCUGAAUUACGAAGUCAGGCUGACUGGAACAAAUGGAACAAUGCCCUUCGCGUCGUCCUCAACGCCUGCGAUCCCCGAAUCUGGAACCUCAUUGAGGGCCCCGCAGAACGGCCUACUGUGAUCCUCAGCGAAGAAGAAAUCAGUCAACACCUUGCUAGCAAAAAGCGCAAGCUGCCAGAAGCCGUUACCAAGGAUGAGGUUUCCAGAUACAAAACCACCGCCCAGAAUGCCCACAACGCAUGGAAAAUGCUCGAAGCCCGCGGCCUUCUCCUGCUGUCGUCUACACUGGGACCCACACCCCGCAAGCUGAUCUCAGGAAUCACAAGCAUCGCCGCCGCAUACAGGGAGGUCCAGGACUGGUGCGAUAGCCCGACCUGGUCACGUAACUGUUGGCUGUGGACCGAAUGGACCUCGCUUUGGUUCGAAGAAAAUGACAGCGCCGAGGAGUUUGUCGAACAUUGGCAGAUCUUCCUGGACGAUCUUCAAUUCGUUUCCGAUGAAAUCUCGCCCUUUGUCCAGUUUCACGUCUUUAUGGAAGCGAUCAGUCAUCACCCAGGUACAGUAGAUUUCCACGAGAAUCUAUCCUGGGAGAGCUAUGAUGAUCUCCCCAUGGCAAUCGUUAUUGGCAAAUUCUUGACUUUCAUGUCUGAGCGCUGA